Thyridium curvatum is the source of this 1371-nucleotide messenger RNA. RefSeq lists its product as uncharacterized. Gene Ontology annotation, molecular function: aspartic-type endopeptidase activity. NCBI's taxonomy places the organism in Eukaryota, Fungi, Ascomycota, Sordariomycetes, Thyridiales, Thyridiaceae. The transcript has 3 exons. Gene Ontology annotation, biological process: proteolysis. The coding region runs from base 1 to 1371 and encodes 456 amino acids. The record is from RefSeq and is a predicted model, not a curated record.
AUGAAGUUCUUCAGCAUCGCUGCUGUCGCAGCGUCCCUUCUUUCCUCCGGCAAUCUGGUAUCUGCCGCGCCAAGGAAGCUUAGUCCCAAGGACCUGGAGAUUUCGGUCCUUGGCGGUUUGACAUUCAAGAUCGGUAUGGUUCACAAUACCGACUUCUCCAUGUCCCACCGUGGCCUGAGGAGCGUGGCCAAGGUCUACGCCAAGUACGGACUGCCCAUUCCUGAGGACAUCCUCGCCGCCAUCCAGGACUUUUUGAGGGAGCUUGGAGUCAAGCUAGCCCAUCCUGGCCUUGCCAGCCAGGGUUGGAACUCGACCGACAAUGCUACCAGCGCGGAUCAAGGUUCGUCUGGCCCCAGCACACAUGCGACUGUGUGUGAGGUAUCGGCUGUCCCUCAGCUCUUCGAUGUCGAGUAUCUCUCCGAGGUCGAGAUCGGCACGCCGCCUCAGAAAUUGAUGCUGGACUUCGACACCGGCUCUUCAGACCUGUGGGUCUUCAGCUCGAAGACUCCCAAGACCCAGGUCAACGGACAGAAGCUUUACGAGAUGGAGAAGAGCUCGACUGCGAAGGAGGUCGAGGGCUCAGUCUGGAGCAUCCGAUAUGGUGACGGCAGUCAGUCGUCCGGCACCGUCUACACGGACACUGUGACCAUUGGUGGUGUUACGGUCGAGAACCAGGCCAUCGAGUCGGCAUCCAGAGUUUCGGCCUCGUUCACAAACGACACGGCUUCGUCGGGACUUCUCGGUCUGGGAUUUGACUCUAUCAACCAGAUUCAGCCCAAAAAGCAGAAGACCUUCUUUAGCAACGCUAUGAAGGACCUGGCCAUGCCCCUCUUUACUGCCAACCUGAAGAAGUCCGAAGCCGGCAACUACAACUUCGGCUUCAUCGACAAGACCGAGUUCACCGGCGACAUCACCUUUGUUGAUGUUAACAGCACCGCCGGUUUCUGGCAGUUCACCACUGACAGCUACUCUAUCGGCAACAACGUGACUGUGAAUCAGCCGCACGAGGCCAUCGCCGACACCGGCACCACCCUGCUCAUGCUGCCCGAGCAGCUCGUCGCCUCCUACUACAAGCAGGUCAAGAGCGCCACCAUGAACCGCCAGGCCGGCGGCUACGUCUUCGACUGCAAGGAGAAGCUCCCCGACUACACCGUCACCAUCGGCGGGCACAAGGCCGUCGUCCCCGGCGAGCUGAUCAACUUUGCCCCCGCCGACUCCGAGUCGUUCGAGACAGCCACGGUCUGCUUUGGCGGCAUCCAGCCCGUCGGCAACCUGCCGUUCGCCAUCUACGGCGACAUCUUCCUCAAGAGCCAGUUUGUCGUCUUCCACGGCGGCAACACGCAGCUCGGCUUCGCCUCGAAGCCCCUGUAA